This is a messenger RNA of Notechis scutatus (mainland tiger snake), 1933 nucleotides long. It is a transcript of the gene ICMT, whose product is annotated as isoprenylcysteine carboxyl methyltransferase. Gene Ontology annotation, cellular component: membrane; endoplasmic reticulum. The record is from RefSeq and is a predicted model, not a curated record. Gene Ontology annotation, biological process: C-terminal protein methylation. Gene Ontology annotation, molecular function: protein C-terminal S-isoprenylcysteine carboxyl O-methyltransferase activity. Lineage: Eukaryota; Metazoa; Chordata; Lepidosauria; Squamata; Elapidae.
GUCUCGCGAGAGCUGAGCGGGCCUCGGGCCGUUCGCCAUGGCCGGCGAGCAGGGGAGGGCCGGACGGUUCCGCGGGGCGGAGGCGCGCACCAGCCUGGCCGCUUUCUUGCUGGGCGGCUCCGUGGUGGCUGCCGUGCCUCUCCUGCUCCGGGCCGGCUUCCAAGGCCGGGCCGCUCUGGCCCUCCACGUCGCCGGCGCCAACGCGACGCUCCUAUUGGCCUGGGGCCGAGCGCCGGGCGGGAUGUACCAGAUCGCGAUCCGGGCCUGUUUCCUGGGCUUUGCGUUCGGGUGCGGCUUGCUGCUCAGCUUCAGGCAGUCUUCCUGGAAACAUUUUGGCUGGUACAUGUGUUCGUUGUCCCUCUUCCAUUAUUCAGAAUAUUUGGUCACGGCGGUCAACAACCCCCGUAGCCUGUCCCUGGACUCCUUCCUGCUCAACCACAGCUUUGAAUACAAGAUGGCCGCCCUUUCCUCGUGGGUUGAGUUCACCGUGGAAAAAUUCAUUUUCCCAGAGCUGAAGCAGGUGGGCUGGCUGAGCUCCGCUGGGCUGCUGAUGGUCGUCCUGGGCGACUUCCUGCGCAAGGCAGCCAUGCUGACGGCUGGCUCGAAUUUCAACCACAUCGUCCAGAACGAGAAGUCGGCAUCACACCGGCUGGUGACGCAGGGCGUAUACGGCUGGUGCCGGCACCCUUCGUACGUGGGCUGGUUCUACUGGAGCAUCGGAACUCAGGUACUUCUCUGCAACCCCGUCUGCCUGAUCGGCUACACCCUGGUUUCCUGGCGUUUUUUCCGCGACCGGGUCGAGGAGGAAGAAAGGGCCCUGAUCCACUUUUUCGGAGAGGAAUAUUUAGCCUAUAAGAAGAAGGUACCCUCUGGACUCCCCUUUAUACGGGGCUUCAGAAUCGGACUUUGAGACCCGAGUCACCCCGUCACUUAACACUGGGGGGGGGGGCUCAGGGGGCACAUCCUUCACCAAGGCUGGGGAAAGUCCUCUGAGCACAUGCAGAGGGCUCCAAAAAGUCUAGAGGUUUCUUUUUUAAAAAAAAAAAAAAAAUACACCUUUGUUGGAGGAUUUACGGGGCUGCCUAGAGUUCUCCGACAGCCAUAAGUCUAAUUUUCUUUUCUUUUCUUUUCUUUUUAAAAAAGAGAAAAUUUGCCACUGGGCACUUAUGUGUUGCCCCGAGUCCGAAUUCCCAGCCUGGAUCAAAAGAUUGCGGAGGAAAAAAAAAAUUCCCGCAGAUUAUAUUUCCUCCCCCCCCACACACAAAAAAGAGAAAAUCAUGAAAAUCUGAAUCUCUUCCCGUUUGCCUUUCUUAUGGCUGCUUAACGCUGUUUGAAGCCUGACCUUAACAUCUUUUGUAAAAAAAAAUAAUUAUAAAUUAACUUUUUAUAAGUUGUGAAAUUCGCGCUCAGCUGUUGGAAGCCUGAUCUUAAAAAUUCUUUUGGAAAAUGUCCGAUUAAUUUUAUAGGGUAUAAAAUUCGCAUCCAGCUGUCUUGUAGCAUAAAAUCACUUUUUUUUCCCCCUCUACCAGCCUGCAAUAAUUUUGGUCUGCCAAAGGAAGUUUUGGGGGAUUCUCCCCCCCCCCCCCAUUUACUUAUGCAAAACCUUGAUGACAAAUCUCACAUACGUGUCAGUUUCUACACCUGUUUCCUUCCUUGGUUGUUUUUUUUUAAAUAUUUUAUUAUUUUGCCUUUUUCCCCCCUCUCUGGGCCAAGCGUUUCAACAUUUCUUGCUGUUUCUCUUUUUUCCGUUUAAAUUUCAUUAGCUUGUUCAUUUCAACAUCUCGUUUCCGUAAAGGACCGCGUCAAAAUUGUUUUCUAACUUUGCACAGAUACAGAUUGGUAAAAACCAAACACAUCAUGCUUUCCUUCCUCAAACUUUUCCAAUGGCACACUCCUGUCCCGGUUACAAACCAAAGAUAAAUUUAUUACCUUU